GGAAAUUACUCCUGUUCGCACAGACUGCUGGCCCACCUUUAGACAAUGAUCAGUACAGUGCACACACCAGUGGCUGUAUCCUCUACAGUCUACUAUUUGCUAUAAAGAGGCAAUGAAGGACAUACUUGUACUGCUGGUUCUGCUGAAUGCCCAAACUACCAAGGUCUGCUCUCAGCCCUAUAAGGCAGACUCAGAUGGAAACUGUCGCAACUCAACAACAGAGUACCUGUUAGAGGGUUCUAACCUGUGCUGCAAGAAAUGUCCCCCUGGACAGCGGCUGAAACAAGAAUGCUCUGAAACUACUGAGACUGUGUGUGAACAAUGCUCAACAUACCAGUACAUGGAGAACUGGAACUAUGCUCGAAACUGCCUUUCCUGUAGCAAAUGCAAAGAAACCAAAGGUCUGCGGUAUGGCCAGAACUGCUCCUUUACCACAAUGUCCAGGUGUGUGUGUCAGCCUGGGAUGUAUUGCAUCAUGGGAUUUAAUGACCCGUACUGCACAGCGUGUAAGAAGUACAACCCGUGCCCAAUUGGUUUUGGAGUGUCUGCGCCAGGGACAAAAAACUCAAAUGUGAGGUGUGAACAGUGCCCCAAAGGAACAUUUUCUGACUCAGCCUCCACCACGGACCCCUGUCGGCCUCAUACAAACUGUCACGGGAGGGCUGUUAGAAAAGGCGACGCUACCUCGGACACAGUGUGUGAACCUCAAACCUCAACAAAAGAGCCUCACGCUGAGACUGUGUUUACAACUGCAAGUACAGUGAUGAGCACAGUAUUAGCAACCUCAGACUCCAAGGCUCAACAGGGACCGACAGACUCCACACUGUCUAUCAGCCAAUCUGUUUCAGAGGUGGUGUUCAACUAUUCAACAAAAUCCCCGCCACCAAGCACAGUAUCUGACAGUACACUGGCUGCAGUCAUUGCCGGUGUCAUUGUAUUCAUUCUUUUCAUCGCUAUCAUUCUGCUGGCCCUUUAUAAACCAGUCUGGAAGAAAGAUGCUGCAAGAUUUCAUCUUAAAGUAGAUGCAAAUGGGAAUUGUGAGAGUGGUGAUGAAACCAAUCAGGGUUACUUGGUGGAAACACAGCUGACUUCCUUCACAGAAACCUCACCAGAACAACAGUGUCUGCUGCAGAAUGGGAAAGCCUGCAGUGGCCACAGUCAGUACUGUAACAAUACUGAAACUUUAGCCCAAACAGACGGCUGCAGCAGCCAGCAGUCCAUUGGUCCUUUGCAAUCCACUGUAUCUCUUUACAAUCCUCACUCUGCUCUGUCGAAUCCCAGGCCUUUACUUUCCAACUCAGAGCCAGUCACCCCCCAGCCCAGCGUUCCCACACAGUCCUCCUCUCAGCCCACCAGCCCACAGGUCCUCAGUCCAGUGACCUCCAGUCCCCACGUCAAUGUCAACAUCACUUUCAAUAUUAAUGGGUCUUGCGGGACACCUUCUGUCACGCCCACAGAUUUGAUGCAGGUUGACUCUAAACUCCCCUUUGGAGAGGAAGAGAGGUCAUUUAGCAUCCCACAGCAAGAAGCCGGAAAACAAUCACUGAUGUCAGUGCAGGAGAGUGAAAGUUACAGUGCAUGAAGAGUCACCUGCAUGGAUGACUGAUACAUCCAUUAUUUUUUUUAUUUCUGUCAUGAUACAUCGAAAACAUCAACUGUCACUGUGUUUAUAUGUAUAUACAAUUAAUAAAAAUAUGAAUAUUGUC
This is a messenger RNA of Perca fluviatilis (European perch), 1706 nucleotides long. RefSeq names its product tumor necrosis factor receptor superfamily, member 1B (gene tnfrsf1b). The transcript is spliced from 9 exons. Gene Ontology annotation, molecular function: tumor necrosis factor receptor activity; tumor necrosis factor binding. Lineage: Eukaryota; Metazoa; Chordata; Actinopteri; Perciformes; Percidae. The record is from RefSeq and is a predicted model, not a curated record. The coding region runs from base 113 to 1582 and encodes 489 amino acids. Gene Ontology annotation, biological process: negative regulation of neuroinflammatory response; regulation of T cell proliferation; intrinsic apoptotic signaling pathway in response to DNA damage.